This is a messenger RNA of Athene cunicularia (burrowing owl), 1816 nucleotides long. Its product is annotated as T-cell activation Rho GTPase-activating protein-like. Gene Ontology annotation, molecular function: GTPase activator activity. NCBI's taxonomy places the organism in Eukaryota, Metazoa, Chordata, Aves, Strigiformes, Strigidae. Bases 133 to 1068 code for a protein of 311 amino acids. The record is from RefSeq and is a predicted model, not a curated record. The transcript is spliced from 9 exons. Gene Ontology annotation, biological process: signal transduction.
GCAGACCCCAGCCACUAUCCCGUCUUGAGGCAGGCGGGCUCCGGCUGCAGCAGGGCACUCUUUGGGCAACCCCUGGCAGCCCUCUACUGGGAGGAUGGCAUGCUGCCCCAACCCAUUUAGGAGCUGCUGUCUAUGCUGCAGCAGGAAGGGCUGUGGAUGGAGGGGAUAUUGCACAGAACCACCGUGCUUCUGGAGCUGUGGGACACCCUGGACCAUGGCGCAGACGUCGACCUGCAAAGCCAGCCCGCUCUGCUGCUGGCUGCCAUCCUGAAGGACUGGCUCUGGAGUAUCCCCUUCAAGCUCCUCAUGACCGACCUCUAUGAGGACUGGAUGGCAGCAUUGCAGAAGGUCAGCAAGGAGGAGAAGAUCUGGGAGCUGAGAGAGGUGGCCGAGAAGUUGCCUGUGGCCAAACUCCUCCUCCUGAAGCAGCUGCUGUCCUUCCUCCAGCACAUCGGCCACCACACAGCCACCAGCAGGAUGGGCUGCAGCAACCUGGCCAUCUGCAUGAAGCCAAACCUGCUGAGCCCAGCCCAGGUGGACCUGCUCUUGCUGGAGACCGUGCUGGAGGUGACCCACAAGGUGAAUGUGCUGGUGGAGUUUCUGAUGGAGAACUGCAGGGAGCUCUUUGAAGAGGAAAUGGGCAGCCUUUCCAGCACAGCAGACAAGGAGCUGCCAGCCCCCCUGGAGAGAUUCAGAGAUCUGUGUUUGAAAGACAAAAGUGUCUCUGCAAGCAGAGAAGACACAGAGCACCAGGAAAAAACCUUUCUGGAUGCAUCCACCUCUCCACUGGACAUCCUCAGACAAGCUGGGGAAGACAUGGAGCUGGAGUCUGAAAAAGGAGAGGCACGGCCAGCUUUGCCUCUAGUCACCCCCAAGAGCACGGCAGACUCCCUGGGGCACCUAGAACAACUGGCCAGGUUUCCAGAGGAAAUACGUUUGCAGGCUCUGCCCAGGACAAGGAGAAGAAGAGAAGACAAAAGAGAAAAGAGGCCUGGGGGGAGAAGAGCGAAAACUGUGUGGAAAAGAAGAGGAGGAAGAGAGAAGGUGGUUCCGGGGACAGACCAGUGAAAAAACAGCAGCAGGUGCAGCAGGUUGGGCAGCCCAGGUUAGAAUGGUCUGUGCUUCAACCACAGGCAGAGAAAUAAACAGCAAUCUGUGCUGCAGUUUCAUAUUGCUCUGUUACUUCUUCCAGUUACUACUUUUAAUGAACUGUUUGUUUAUGAAUUAAGCAAUAAAGACAGAUGAUUAGGGGAGACUGUACCCUGAAUCAUGCAAUGUUACUACUAUACUUUGCUCAGGGCAAUAAUCAAGAAACUGACUGAGUGGGGAAGAAUUUGUUAUUAAAAAAAAAAAUCCAAACAAAAACCAACCAAAAAUCAACCAAAACCCAAACAAAAAAAACCAACAACAAAACCUGAUGGAGUAAGUCAAGUGUAACUAUUCUGUGAGGAAGAGGGAUCUGUUAACACAGACUAGAAUAAAACAUCUGUAUGAGGUCUGUCUGUGUAAAAAAUCUGGAAGAGACCAUCUUCCAUUUUUCCCCUCUGUAAUGUUUGUGACACCCAAGAUGGCAUCUCCAGCUCUUCAAUGAAAGCAAAACAUGCAAAAAACCUAUUCUGCAAGAGGAAAAAAGAAUUUGUGUAUCUGGGAGAUACAAUGAAUGUGUGGAAGUUUUACCUGUUUAAAUCAUUAGAAGGAUUAAGCUCAUAUAAUGGUUACAGUUUUGCAGCAAAUACUUGUGUAUAAUUUAUGGAAAUAGCUGCAGCAGUAUUUAAUAUUUUUCUUGAACUAAAUAAAUUUGUUACCGAUUUCAUUA